Uloborus diversus is the source of this 516-nucleotide messenger RNA. RefSeq names its product serine/threonine-protein kinase VRK1-like. Gene Ontology annotation, biological process: peptidyl-serine phosphorylation; signal transduction. Lineage: Eukaryota; Metazoa; Arthropoda; Arachnida; Araneae; Uloboridae. Gene Ontology annotation, cellular component: nucleus; cytoplasm. The annotation marks the transcript as partial. The record is from RefSeq and is a predicted model, not a curated record. Gene Ontology annotation, molecular function: ATP binding; protein serine/threonine kinase activity. The transcript has 5 exons.
GAACAUCAUGGAAAUGGACCACUGUUUGUUGAGAUGCAUUGUUAUCAAAAAAUUGCCAAACCAGAAAAAUUGAUUGAAUGGAUUAAGCAGAACAAAUUGAAAUACUUGGGAAUGUCUCCAUGUUAUGGGUCUGGCUCCUUCAUGUACAAUGGCUCUAAGUAUCGUUUUAUGGUGCUUGAAAGAUAUGACAAAGACCUGCAAAAGAUACUGAAUGAAAAUGGACGUGUGUUUCCUACUAAAACCAUUUGUCUUAUCGGACUAGCUAUACUGGAUGUUUUGGAAUACAUUCAUAGUGAAGGUUAUAUCCAUGGUGAUAUAAAAGCUGCAAAUUUGCUGCUUGGGCGUAAAAAGGGAACCCAAAAUCAGGUAUAUCUAGUUGAUAUGGGACUUGCAUGUAAAUAUGAGCGUGAUGGUAAACAUAAGGAGAACUUACCUGAUGCAAAGAAAGCCCAUAAUGGAACACCUGAAUUUACCAGCCGAGAUGCCCACAAAGGAUCAUUUUUCACGACGCAGUGA